Molecule: messenger RNA, 3822 nt
Organism: Postia placenta MAD-698-R-SB12
Lineage: Eukaryota; Fungi; Basidiomycota; Agaricomycetes; Polyporales; Adustoporiaceae
Exons: 24
Coding region: 1-3738 (1245 amino acids)
Biological process (GO): sister chromatid cohesion
Cellular component (GO): nucleus; cohesin complex; chromosome
Molecular function (GO): protein binding; DNA binding; ATP hydrolysis activity
Source: RefSeq, a predicted model, not a curated record
AUGCCGCUUGUUCGCAUAGAGGUUUGCGACUUCAAGUCAUACAGGGGCCAUCAAGUGAUAGGUCCUUUCCAUAAUUUCACUUCAGUUAUUGGUCCCAAUGGUGCGGGGAAGUCUAACUUGAUGGAUGCCAUUUCGUUUGUCCUUGGGAUAAAGAGUGCGCAGCUUAGGAGCAGUCAAUUGAAGGACCUUGUGUAUCGUGGCCGGCGGCUGGCGAGACAGGAAGGUCAGGAAGAGGCGGCUCAGGUCGAGGAUGAGGAGGAAGGAGAAGACGAGGGUGAGGGGACUGCGAAGAAAGCGUGGGUGCUUGCUGUACUUGAGGAUGCGAAAAAGAAAGAGUGGAAGUUCCAAAGAACCAUCUCCACGAGCGGUACCUCAGAGUAUAAGCUCAAUGGAAAUGUCGUCACGUACUCAGCGUACAACGCUGCACUUGUCUCCCACAACAUACUCGUAAAAGCCAAGAACUUCCUCGUAUUCCAGGGCGAUGUUGAGGCUGUAGCCUCGCAAUCUCCUAAAGAGCUGUCGCGUUUGAUCGAACAAAUCAGUGGCUCGCUCGAAUUAUCUGGAGAGUACGAAAAGGCCAAGGAAGCUCAGGAUCGUGCUACGGAGAACGCAACCUUCAACUUCACGAAGCGCAGGGGCAUAGCCGGAGAGAUUAAGCAGUACAAGGAGCAAAAGACAGAGGCUGAGAGAUUUGAGGCACUUUUUCAGGAGCGGGAUGACCUCGUAUUGCGUCGGAUCCUGUUCAAGCUGUAUCACAUUCAACAGUCUCUGGAAGAACAUGCUGAGGCCAUUAAGGCACAGAAUCAAACCCUGGUUGGGCUUAGGGAGGAACAGCGCCAACACCAACAGGAGCUUGAAGAGGCACGGGCCGAACAGGCCAGAGCACGGUCCGUGGUCCUGCAGAAAGAGAAGAGGAUCAAGAAAGCCGAGAAGGCGUUAGAGGCGAAGAGACCGGAUCUUGUGCAAGUCGAAGCUCAGAUUAAGCACUCGGAGCGCAGACGCGAGAAUGCUCUGAAGGAGCGGGAGAAGGCGCAGCAAGCCGCAGAGAAACAGAGAGAGCAGCUGCGUGUGCUGCAAGCAGACCUUGACCGAGUCCAGAGGGCCGCAAACCAGGCUCAAGAGGCGCAAAGGAGAGCUGCCCAGACCAAUCUCUCGUUGAGCGAAGAGAGCCUCGAGGAAUAUCGCCGACUGAAAGCGCAGGCCAGUGUGCUCGCGGUAGAAGAACGGCAGUCCCUCGAGGCGCUUUCUCGUGACGAGAAGACGGCGGCUAGAGCGCUUGCUCAGUUGAAGGACAAGCAUGAGCAAGAAGUCGAGAAGGCCCAGAAACUACGACAGGACAAAGACGCUCAGACAGUAAAGAGGCAAGAGUUAGAAGCCAAGGUUGCGGAAUUGAACGAGGCUCUGGCCAAGGCAAGGCAGGAGUUGGAGAACCAACAAGCUGAGCGGACGAGGAUCUCGAAACUUGAGACAGAGAUCAACGAGAAGCUCGUCGACGUGCACAACAAGUUGCUUCAGGCAGGCGUAGAUCAGAAGGAGACCGAACGCGAGGCAAGGAUGAAAGAAACGCUAGCUAACCUCCAGCGCAUCUUUCCGGGCGUCCGAGGAAGAGUCAUCGAUCUGUGUAAGCCAACGCAAAGGAAGUAUGAGACAGCGGUAUCCGUCGUAUUGGGCCGAAAUAUCGACGCUAUUGUUGUUGACGAGGAGAAGACAGCAAUCGACUGCAUAGAGUAUAUGCGGAACCAACGUGCUGGACAGGCUACAUUCAUUCCUCUCGAUACAAUCCAAGUCAAGCCCAUCAAUGACAGGUUCCGAUCGUUUGCCAAGGGCGCCCGGCUUGCGGUCGAUGUGAUCCAGUAUGAGCCUGCGGUGGAGCGAGCGAUGCACCACGCUUGCGGAAACGCUCUAGUUUGCGACACCCUAGAAGUGGCAAGAUAUGUCUGCUACGAUAAGGGACAGGAAGUUAAAGCUGUAACUCUUGAGGGCACCAUCAUCCACAAGAGUGGCCUGCUAACUGGUGGCCGUAGCAGCCACGGAAAUGGGCGUAAAUGGGAAGAGAAGGAUGUUCAAGGCCGGUUUCGACUCCAGCGCGUGCGCGACAACCUUCUCGGGCAGCUGAGAGACCUCAACAAGUCUAAGCCUCGUGGCAAAGCGGACGAAAGCUUGAUUGGGGAAAUCACCCGCUUGGAAUCUGCUUGUACCGUCGCGAAGGAUGAUCUGGCUGCUUGCAAGCUCCGUCUGGACGGUAUCAAGGACGAACUCAAGCAUGUUGACAGGGAAAUCAAGCGUCUGGAACCCGAGCUGCGCAAGGCGCAGGGAGCCUACGAUGAACUGAAACUGAAGCUUGACGCCCUUGCCAGCGUCGUCAAUGAGGCUGAAGACGAAGUGUUUGCAGCGUUCUGCCAGACCAUCGGCGUCGCAAAUAUCCGAGAGUAUGAGGAGCGACAACUGAAAGUGGCUCGUGCGGAAAGCGAGGCCAGACUUCAGUUUGAGACGCAGAUAGCUCGUCUUACGCAUCAAUGUAAGUUCGUGCAAGAACAAGUGCAGGUGACGGAAGAUCGGCUCGAGGCCAUCAACACAGUUGUUAGGACCGAGGAAGAGAACAUCGCCAAACACAACCAGACGCAGGGCAACAUCGAAGAGGAAAUUACGGAGGCUGAGAGUACGAUCAGCCAGCUACAGGAAGAGCUGAAGGAGCACAACGAGGUUUUGGAAGAGAAAUCAAAAGCAGUUGAACAGGUUAAGCAUACAGCUAUGAAGGCUAGCAAAGUACUCGACCAGGCUUUGAAAGAGAUUGCCACUCGCAACGACGAGAUUGAGAAACUCGGUCUGGAGCGAUCCUCCAUCUAUCGCAAGUGUCGACUGGAUGAGGUUCGUCUCCCAUUGGUAGAAGGCAAUUUGAAAAACGUGCCUAUGGAAGAGAAUCUACGUGAAGAGGUGGCUAUGGAUGUCGAUGAAGAUGAAGAAGGGUCUCAACAUGUCAAGAGGAUCCCCGACUACGGCAUUGUCGUUAAUUUCGAAGGCCUUGAUGAUGAUGAACGAGAGGAUGGUUCCGCCGAAGCCCUGGCUGACUAUGACUCGUCCAUCGCCAAACUCAACUCAGAGAUCGAGCACAUGGCUCCCAAUCUAAAGGCUAUGGAUAGAUUGGAUGAUGUGGAGGCCAAGCUGAUAGAAACCGAGAAGGAAGCUGACAGAGCCCGUAAAGAUUCUAAGAGUGCACGCGAACAUUUUAACGACGUCAGGCGUCGCCGAUGUGAGCUCUUCAACAAGGCCUACAACCACAUCUCCGAGCAUAUCGACCAAGUCUACAAGGAUCUUACCAAGGGCAAAGCUGCGCCGAUGGGUGGUGUUGCCUAUCUCAGCUUGGAGGACAGCGAGGAACCAUACAAUGCUGGCAUUAAAUACCACGCCAUGCCUCCAAUGAAGCGAUUCCGUGACAUGGAGCAGCUUUCGGGUGGCGAGAAAACAAUCGCUGCCCUCGCACUCUUAUUCGCAAUUCACAGUUAUCAACCUUCACCUUUCUUCGUUCUCGACGAAGUAGAUGCAGCUCUAGACAACACGAAUGUUGCGAAGAUCGCCAACUACAUACGGUCUCAUGCUUCGGAGACAUUCCAAUUCAUCGUCAUCAGUCUCAAAGGCUCACUGUAUGAACGCAGCAACUCUCUCGUAGGCAUAUAUCGUGAUCAAGAUGUCAACAGUUCACGCACCCUCACUCUGGAUCUUACUCAAUACGACGAAUAGGUAUUCCCCCUGUAGUAUGUCAAGCAAUGCUGUAUUCUGGUAAUUUUUUGUAGUCGAAUCGCAUGCUCUGUCCAUAUGUCUGUA